GCUCUCCUUCCAGCGGCCCUUCAUUUUUAAGCUUCGCCACCUGUCUGCCGCAAUGCCGCGGUCACCCGAUCCCGACCGUCGAGACUAUGACCGGGAGAAGGUGAAAGACCGCGAGCGUGAGCGAGACCGCAAGCGUGACCGGGACUACGACGACCGCGCAUCCGGCUCGAAAGCUGGUCGCGACGACCGUGACCGCGACCGUGAUCGUGAGCGCGACCGAUCAAGCCGGGACGACAAGUACGGUCGCGACCGAGACCGCGAUGGCGACCGCCGGAGGAGAGAUCGAGACCGCGGUCGUUACGAUGACGACGACGACCGCGAGCGGAGGAAAGACAAAGAGCGGCGUCGACGAGACGACUCGGACGACGAAUCAGACAGGGAGAGGAGGGAGCGCAGGAAGGACCGCGAGAGGAGGCGCGAACGGGAACGAGACUCACGAAGCCGUUCUCCCUCUGAGCGCCAGAAGCGCAAGGAGGCCAAGCGGGCGGCAAAGGAAGCGGCAAAGCGCGAGGCCGAGCUGGAGCACUCGCGCAAGCUCACCGAGCUAUCAAUGUACUCGGCGGUCGACAACCCGUUCCACGACGCCAACCUUGGCGAACAGUUCCAGUGGCACAAGAAGCGCGAGAAGGAGAAGAAGGCAGGCCUGACGACCGAGGAGAUUGCGCGCAAGGACGCAAAGCGACGACUCGAGGCCAAGGAGGAGCUGGAAAAGCUCAACAAGAAGCGUGCUGAGCGCGAGGUUCAGAUGCAGCUCCGCGAGGAGGAGGAGGCGCGCAUGCGUGUGCUGGCUGAGGACGCGGCAAUGGCCGAGUGGCACGCAAAGGAAGGCUCGUUCCAGCUCGAGCAGAGCCGCCGGCGUGCCGGUAUCCGCCUCCGCAUGAAGCGCGGCAAAGCGAUCGAUUUCCUGGCCAUCAACCUGCGAUUUGCCGAUGCUCAGGCGCUGGGCCGAACGACCUCGGCCAUCGGCGCUCUCACCAACAACCCCCACCGUGCUGAGAUCGAGCGCGAGGAAGAGGAAGAAGGCUGGGGCUGGGCUGAUGCCGGGUUCGAGUUUGAGAUCGAUGAGCCGUGGAAGAUCUUCGAUGAAGACAUGGUCGAGCUCGAGGAGGACAUCAAGAUGUAUGUUUCCCUCGAGGCGUCGCCGGUCAACAUCGAGUUCUGGGAGGCCAUGCAGGUCGUGUGCCAGUACCACCUGGAGCAGCUGCGGGACCCCGACCAUGCCAUUGGCGGGCGGCUGUACAACAAGGACGUCGACGAGUCUGCGGGCAAGAUUGUUUCGGGGCUGAGUCUGCAACGGCUGAAUGAGCUCGAGACCAAGACCCACAACAUGUUGAACAGCGGCCAGCCGGUGGACGGAGAGUUCUGGGACCUGGUGCUGAAGAAGAUCCAUGUGGAGAAGGCGAUUGCCAAGCUCAACUCGAUCCACGAGAUUGUUCUCCGUAACCGCCUUGAGCAGUUCAAGAAGCGACAGCGCGAAGAUGCCGCACGUGUUCAGGCCGAGCUCGGUGGCGUUGUUGCUGGCUCGUCCGAGGCCCAGGCCGGCGCAUUUGGCGGCGACAUGCACGCCGAGGGGGUCGCGCCAGAGGACGACGAGGACGGCGAGGAGGACGACUAUGUGGAGGAAUACUCUCGCGACAUGAGCCCGGCGCCCCUCGACAUGUCGAGACUGGACGAGAACCAGCGACGGCUCCCAGUUGUCAACGAGGAGGACGAGCUCCGCGCUUUGUUCAAAGCCCGCCACACCAUUUCUGCCGAGUCGUUUGUUCCCCGCUCAAUGGCGCACACAACCGCGACGACUGAGCGCGAGGUGGCUCCUCGCCCGAUCGACAACGAUCUGGCCGCCGAGCUCGAGUGGCGUGCUGCUGCCGAGCAUGAGCCCAAGGACUGGGGAGACAGUGAGAGCGAGGAGGAGAUGGAGGGCGACCUUGCCGACGACUUCGACGACGCCCUGCCAGUCACGUACGACUGGAGCGACAGGUUCCGCCCCCGAAAGCCGCGCUACUUCAACCGUGUGCACACUGGUUACGAGUGGACAAAGUACAACCAAACACACUACGACACAGACAACCCCCCGCCCAAGGUCGUGCAGGGCUACAAGUUUAACAUCUUCUACCCCGACCUCAUUGACAAGUCCAAGGCCCCAUCCUACGCCAUCAAACGAAUCCCCGAGGACCCAGAGACACAGAUCAUUGUGUUCUCCGCUGGACCACCCUACGAGGACAUUGCAUUCCGCAUCGUACGCCGUCCAUGGGAGUACUCGCAUCGCAAGGGUUACAAGAGCAACUUUGACCGCGGCGUCCUGCAGCCGGAGCUGGAGCUGGAGCCGGUCGCGCACCACCAGGACCACCUCCAGGAGGACCCCCUGGUGCAUCAGGAGGGCGCGUGCCGCCAGGACCGCCAGCUGGCUUACAGCGUCCCUGUUCAAGGAUACCCGGGCUUCUCUGUCCCGCCCAGCGCUCUCCCCCCACACGCGAUGCCCAACUUUCCUCCUCCUCUCCCUCCAGGAUGGAGCGAGCACCGAGCUCCGGACGGCGUGACGCCCUACUUCUACAACUCGACCACCAAAGAGUCGACAUACACGCGUCCCACUAUUCUUCCUCCUGGAGCCGCUGCCGCGCCCGCUGCUGCACCUGCAGAGAAGGACAAGAAGAAGAAGAAGGAGAAGCCCAAGAACAAGGUCCCCGUCCCGGGUACCGAGUGGACGCGCGUGACCACCAACGAGGGCAACGUCUUCUACUUCCACAAGGAGAGCAAGCGCUCCGAGUGGACCGUGCCAGAUGAGAUUGCCGAGGCAGUUGCGGCACUCGAGGAGACUGAGCGGGCCGAGAAGGAGGAGAAGGCCAAGGAGGAGCGCCUGGAGCGACUCCGGGAGCAGGAGCGUGCGCGCGCCGAAGUCGAGGAGGAGCGGAAACGCAAGGCCAAGGAGAAGGAGGAGCGCAAGCGCAAGGCUGCCGAUGCGGGAGAGGCUCCCAAGCCCAAACAGCAGAAGACGGACGAGGAGCAGUUCGAACCCGCCGGUCAGGAGGACGAGGAGGCUUGGAUGAAGGCGGUCGCUGCCGAGUUUGCUACAGCAGACAAGGCGGCAGCAGACCAGGCUGCCAAGGAGGAGGAGGAAGGCAAGAAGAGGGAAGAGGAGGCGGCCAAGAAGGUGUUCGCCGCGCCCGAAAAGGUCAAGGUGUCCGAGGCCGAGGGACGCGCUCUGUUCAAGGCGCUCCUGAUGGAGAAGAACAUCUCGCCGUUUGCUCCAUGGGACCAGGCGCUGCCGUCGUUCAUCAACGACCCUCGCUACGUCCUCCUCAACAGCGAGAAGGACCGGCGUGAGGCGUACGAGGAGUACUGCCGCGAGGCUGGUCGUGCUCGCCGUCUGGGCAAGCACUCGGCUGGCACGACGACGGAAAAGAAGGCGGACCCGGAACGCGACUUCCGUGCCCUGAUGCGCGAUGAGGUGACGAGCACGCGCACGCGGUUCGACGAGUUCAAGCGGCAGUGGAAGAAGGACCGCCGGUUCUACUCGUUUGGACGAGACGACCGCGACCGCGAAAAGGCGUUCAAGGUCCAUCUCCGCGAGCUGGGCGAGCGCAAGCGUGCCGACGCCAAGAUUGCCGAGGCCGACUUUUACGAGCUGCUCAAGGAGACGGAGGAGAUCGGUCCCGACUCGGGCUGGGCUGCCGUCAAGAAGCUCGUGGCCAGUGACCGGCGGUACGAUGCCGUUGGGUCGUCGUCGCUCCGCGCCGAGCUGUUCGCAUCGCACGUCAAGAAGCUUGCCGAGGGCGGCGGCAAGCCCGAGACGGCCGAGGAGGCAGCUGAGCGCAAGAUCCGCGAGCGGAAGGAGCGCCAACAGGCCAGCCUUCGCGACCGCGAGUCCAAGGUCCGCGAGCACCAGUCCAAGGUCAGCGAGGACGUCGACAAGAGCCGCACUGGCGCGAACCGCGAGGAGGGCGAGCGUGUGUUUGGCAGCCUUCUUACCGACGUGGUUCGGGAUCACACCAUGACUUGGGACGAGGCGCGACAGCUCUUGUCGAAGGACCCUCGCUUCAACCCCCCGGCUCUACGACCAGGCGACAAACAGCGGUUGUUCGAGGCGCGUAUCGCGCAGCUGGGGAGCAGCAAGUCCAACGCGCUGCACAAGCUGUUCGCCACGCACGCGACCGAGCUCGACACCGACUUCAGCGCGAUCUACGACAAGAUCGCGGAGGACCCGCUUGUCGCGCGCCUCGGGCUCGACAGCGGUGCGCUCGAGGACCGGUUCGACGCGUGGCAGCGUGCGCGGGAGGCUGAGGCGCGGCGCGAGUUUGACGCGCUACUGGGCGAGAACACUUUCGUCGACUUCUGGGGCCGCAUGCGCAACAAGGUCACGGACGAGGCCGCCGCGGCCGUCAAGGAGCUCGACGAGGGCGACGAGGGCGACGGCAUCGGCGAGGGCGGUGACGCCGACAUUACAAAGCUCGCGGGCCAGAUUGACCUCGCUGAGAUCAAGUCGGUCCUGCGGAGGGACAAGCGAUACCGUCAGUUUGACCACAUCCCCGAGGUCCGCGAGCAGUGGAUCCGGGACUACCUCGAGAACCUCGAGGGGACGAAGGGCAGCGAGACGAUCCACCAGGUUGGACAGGUGUAGAUAUAUGCAUGUGUGUGUCGUACAAUUGACAUGGUGGCGUGGUAGACAAGGACAGUGUGGCUAUGACAAUACAGGAGUGGGUUAUGAGCGAGUCCUUGGGUGUGGCGAUUCUCGUGGACAAGGGACUUGGGGUUGGACGGGGAUGAGACACUAGUUGGCUGUCUUCCAGGUGGGGAAGCGGCGUGCAGGUUUGGUGACGGGAGGGGUGGUGCUCGUGGCAGGAGUGUCGGACGUGCCGCUGGUUGGAAGAGAGGAGAGGGCUCCGCUCGGCUUCGACUCGCCCUGGUCGAUCUUCAGGCGGUUGCUUGGACUCCCAGACGAGGGGCCAGC
This is a messenger RNA of Vanrija pseudolonga, 4945 nucleotides long. RefSeq names its product Cactin (gene CTN). The transcript is spliced from 12 exons. The record is from RefSeq and is a predicted model, not a curated record. NCBI's taxonomy places the organism in Eukaryota, Fungi, Basidiomycota, Tremellomycetes, Trichosporonales, Trichosporonaceae. Gene Ontology annotation, molecular function: transcription coregulator activity; RNA polymerase binding. Bases 53 to 4615 code for a protein of 1520 amino acids. Gene Ontology annotation, cellular component: nucleus.